Molecule: messenger RNA, 615 nt
Organism: Theileria annulata
Lineage: Eukaryota; Apicomplexa; Aconoidasida; Piroplasmida; Theileriidae
Exons: 4
Coding region: 1-615 (204 amino acids)
Source: RefSeq, a predicted model, not a curated record
AUGUAUGUAAAAUCAGAAUAUGUAAAUGAGUUUGUUGACCAUUUAUACAAUUUUUCAAGUGACGAUUCCGUUCUUUUGGUUUCAGAGGGGGUUAGUUUAUAUUUGUUAACUGAUUUAGAUGUUUAUCCAAAGUGGAAUUGCAAAAUAUUACGUGAAAGUCAUCGGAGAAGAAAGAUUCAUGGUCCUUGUGACUAUCCAAGUAUAGAAUCCCAAAUGCAGAGUAAACGUUGGAAUGUGAAGAUGGUUUGCUAUAACGAGUUCUAUAACAUGAACACUUCAGAGGAAGAGAAGAAGAGAAUAAUUGUAAUCUUACAUGUGGAUAAUGUUUUUCAGGAAUUGGAAGACUUUAAGUAUAUGAGAGAACUAGGAGCCUCGUUCUCACACUUUAUGCUCGGCCUAUUAUAUAAGGAUUUUAAUAAGUUGCCUAACGUUGUAGACCUAUUUAUUGUUAAGGAAAACUAUGAUUAUAACUCUAAGGACCCCUACUUCGUCCCUUUUGGCGUUAACUUUGACCCUGAAACCGAAAUUGACUUUCAAUACUUUAAAACUACUUGCUUCGAUAAAAUCCUCCUAGACGACCCUGGAUCAGAAACCAUCGAAUAUAAUACAAAUUAA